GGCUGAGGCCUCUUUGGAGGAAGAUGGUGACCGUCAGCGACCUGCCCCCGGACAUUCUGGAGGAUGUCUUGUCCCUGGUCCCUGGCAGGGAUCUGGUCAGCAACUGCCGGCUGGUUUGUUCGCAGUGGCGCACCGUGGUGGAUCUGCCUGCCCUGUGGAAGCGCAAGUGUCAGCAGGAGGGCUACUGUCUCCUGGCAUCAGACAGAAGUGUCCAGGACUGGAGGACCUUCUACUUCCUCUCUGUUAUGAAGAGGAAUUUAAUCAAGAACCCAUGUGGCGAAAAGGGUUUGAAGUUCUGGGAAUUCAAGUCAAAGAAAAAGAAAGUGUGGAAGAUUGAGAAAGCUCCAGAAGCCGAUGUUUAUUUUCCCCACAUUCGGAAAUGCUUUGUCGCCUACCAUUUGUGUACCUUCAAGCAUCAGCUGAUCACCUUAAAGAAGGAAGGCUACUGGGACGAGCUGAUGGAUGAGACCAAGCCCGAUAUCGUGGUGAAGGAUUGGUAUUACUUUAGCCCCAACUACCGGUACGAAUUGUGUGUGAAACUGCUCUCCGCAGACUUCAGCGUCCUGCAAGAAUGUUGCCCUGAAAAGUUCCUCAGGAAUCAGGAGAGAGGCGAGGAUAAAUGGUGUGAGGUUUCGUACACCUUUCAUGACUACCCAGCCGGGGUCCGUCACAUCCGUUUUAUCCACGGGAACGAAGGUUGGGCCUAUAUGAGGGUCACCAACAGCAGUGUCACCGUUGGCCCAGAAGCUGCACAGCGAGGAGAAAAUCCCGGACCCCGUUUGCCAGAUCAGCUUUGUGAUCCACAGAAACAGCCCUGCUCUGUCUUCUGACUCUUUGGGACGUUAAGUGGCGGAGUGGUUAAGAGUCCAGCCGAGGUUCCAGGUUCGAGUCUCGGCUACCGCGCGGCCUCACUGUGUGACUCUGGACCGGUCACUCUCUCUCUCUCAGAUUAACCGACCUUGCAGGGGGGUUCUUGGAGGACAAAGUGGAAGAGAGGGAAAUGAUGUUGACGCUGCGCUGGAACCCCAUUGAGGAGAAAAGCGGGGCACAUAAGCAAGCAACGAAACAUGUUGGGGUCCUGCAAGGAAUCUUCGCCUCUAGAAUACUUUUAGCUUCAAGGGCUGUGAAGAUCCCAAUUCUCCUGUCUGCCUGUGUUUUCUGUGCAAUCCUUGUCAGUGUGUGUGCGCGCGUGUGUGUGUGCACAAGCGUGUAGCUGUUUCUUCUAAAGUUUUUGGCAAAGUCGUGCUUUUCUACAUGCAGAAAUCUCACACUUGUCUGUGGGUGGUUCAGCCUGGCUGCCCUAUGGAUAGGCAUUUGACUUUCAGGUUUGUUCCAGAGCCGGAUUAACAAUUAGGCGAAGUAGGCACUUCCCUAUGGGCCCCCACACCUUUAGGGGCCCCGGGCAGACUCCUCCCCCGUUUUUCCAGUUUGGUGUGGUGGUGAAGUGUGCGGACUCUUAUCUGGGAGAACCGGGUUUGAUUCCCCACUCCUCCACUUGCACCUGCUGAGAUGGCCUUGGGUCAGCCAUAGUGGUUAAGUGAGUGGACUCUUAUCUGGGAGAACCAGGUUUGAUUCCCCAUUCCUCCACUUGCACCUGCUGGAAUGGCCUUGGGUCAGCCAUAGCUCUGGCAGAGGUUGUCCUUGAAAGGGCAGCUGCUGUGAGAGCCCUCUCCAGCCCCACCCACCUCACAGGGUGUCUGUUGUGGGGGAGGAAGGUAAAGGAGAUUGUGAGCCGAUCUGAGACUCUUCGGAGUGGAGGGCGGGAUAUAAAUCCAAUAUCUUCUUCUUCUUCUUGUGGGGGGAGAAGAUAUAGGAGAUUGUAAACCACUCUGAGACUCUGAUUCCGAGAGAAGGGCGGGGUAUAAAUCUGCAAUUCUUCUUCUUCUCCCUCCCCCAUCUGCCUGCCUUCCUUCCUGUCUUGCAGCUCUCAAACAUCUGAUGUUCACAUCUUGUGGCUCUCAAACAUCAGACCAAUUUCACACUAGACCUUUAAUCCUGGCUUAGCCCUGUCCGCAAGCUGACAUUCUACACUAAAAUCAUAGAAUCAUAGAGUCAUAGAGUUAGUUUCUCUGAUUCUAGUGUAGAAUGUCAGUUUGUUUAUUCCAUGUGGCUCUUAUCUUAAGCAAGUUUGGCCUAAAAGAUCUUUGGACUAAAGUUUGGACUAAAAGAGCUUUAUUUCCCCAUAUUUUUCUCUAAUUUGAGAACAUAAGAAGAGCUCUGCUGGAUCAGACCAGUGGUCCAUCCAGUUCAGCAUCCUGUCUCACACAGUGGUCAACUAGUUCCUCUGGAGGCCCAACAACAGGGCAUAGAGGCUGAGGCCUUCCUCUGAGAAGAACAUCGGAAGAGCCCUGCUGGAUCAGACCAGUGAGGGUCCAUCCAGUCCAACCUCCUGUCUCACACAGGGGCCAGCCAGUUCCUUUGGAGGCCAACAAGAGGGCAUAGAUGCUGAGGCCUUCCUCUGAGAAGAACAUCGAAAGAGCCCUGCUGGAUCAGACCAAUGGCCCAUCUAGUCCAGCGUCCUGUCUCACACAGCGGCCAACCAGUUCCUCUGGAGGUCCAGCAACAGGGCAGAGAGGCUGAGGCCUUCCCCUGAGAAGAUUAUCAGAAGAGCGCUGCUGGAUCAGACCAGGGAGGGUCCAUCUAGUCCAGCCUCCUGUCUCACACAGUGGCCAACCAGUUCCUCUGGAGAGCCAACAUCAGGGCAGAGAGGCUGAGGCCUUCCCCUGAGAAGAACCUCAGAAGAGCCCUUCUGGGUCAGACCAGUGAGGAUCCCUCUAGUUCAGCCUUCUGUCUCACACAGUGGCCAGUCAAUUCCUCUGGAGGGCCCACAAAAGGCCAAAGAGGCUGAGGCCUUCCUCUGAGAAGAACAUUAGAAGAGCCCUACUGGAUCAGACCAGUGAGGGUCCAUCUUGUCCAGCAUCCUGUCUCACACAAUGACCACCCAGUUUCUCUGGAGGGCCAACAACAGGGCACAGAGGCUGAGGCCUUCCCCUGAGGUUGCAUCCUGGCUCUGAGAUUUGGAGGUUCUUCUCAGCCACCAUGGCUAGUAGCCAUUGAUAGACUUAACUACCAUUAAUCUAUCUAAUCCCCCUUUAAAACUGUUUAUUCUUGUGGCCAUCACUACAUCUGGCAGUGAAUUUGCAUGAUGGCCCAACUUUCUAAUACAUUUAUUACUGUAUUUUUCUGAACCAUUCUACUAUAUUACAGCUCCAUUACUUGUAUAAGAAUACCAUCAGAAUUGUAACGUUUUGCACAGUUUGUGGAAUGCCAGAAGUGUGGAAGCCUUUCUGACUUCCUUGGGCAGGGCAUUCCGGACGGCUGGGGCCACCACGGAGAAUGCCGUGUAUAAUGGUCAGGUGUUGAUCUUGCCCAUUCAGCACCCCCAGAAGGCACUGCUCUGUCCUGGCAGACCAGCAGUUCUGCAGAUUUGAAAGUCCAAAACCAUGAAGGGCUCUGUAAGGGACAGCCGAUACCUUGAAUUGAUUACACUGUGGCUGUGUAAUCCACCUUCAGCCUUGGUGAGAAAAGUGGACUAUAUAUAAUGUUAAUAAAUAAACGUUCUCUUAUAAAAA
Messenger RNA from Heteronotia binoei (common prickly gecko), 3572 nucleotides. RefSeq names its product F-box only protein 44-like. Gene Ontology annotation, cellular component: cytoplasm; SCF ubiquitin ligase complex. The coding region runs from base 24 to 830 and encodes 268 amino acids. The record is from RefSeq and is a predicted model, not a curated record. Gene Ontology annotation, biological process: SCF-dependent proteasomal ubiquitin-dependent protein catabolic process; glycoprotein catabolic process. The transcript is spliced from 5 exons. Lineage: Eukaryota; Metazoa; Chordata; Lepidosauria; Squamata; Gekkonidae. Gene Ontology annotation, molecular function: ubiquitin protein ligase activity; protein binding.